Besnoitia besnoiti is the source of this 6081-nucleotide messenger RNA. RefSeq lists its product as uncharacterized. NCBI's taxonomy places the organism in Eukaryota, Apicomplexa, Conoidasida, Eucoccidiorida, Sarcocystidae. Gene Ontology annotation, cellular component: ribonucleoprotein granule; mitochondrial matrix. The record is from RefSeq and is a predicted model, not a curated record. Gene Ontology annotation, biological process: regulation of mitochondrial mRNA stability; mitochondrial RNA processing. Gene Ontology annotation, molecular function: RNA binding. The coding region runs from base 1 to 6081 and encodes 2026 amino acids. The transcript has 20 exons.
AUGAGACUGGUGGAAGCCAGGGCGAGGCUGGAGCGCCCGACGAGCUCUGCUGGUUCCAGCCACAUUGUGCAUUACCGGCUUGAAACCAGUAUCAAGGCGCUUUUCGCGAUGAUGCCUCGACCCGUGCCAGCCCGCCAGGGCAGUCCUGGCUGGACAUUUUUGGCGAAGCGCUUCAGUGCAUCUUGCCCGAGUCCCGCCAGACCAGGCAGCCCUGAAGGGCUUGCGGAGAAUCGUGGUUCACCUUCAACUCCACCAGGGGCAGACGCGUCGUGCGCAAGCCGCGCGCCCAAUCGGAAUCGCCUUCGUGUCCGACCGCCUACGCAGAGUGACGGUCCUCCGUCAGCUUCGCCGCGAUCGGUCCCUGCGUCGCCGAGAGGUUGGGGGGACGCAGCUGCUUGCUCCUGGAAGAAUGCGACAGGCUUUUUUGCCGCAUCUGUGUCCACCGCGGCAUCCAUCAGUCUGCACUCCCAACAGAGAGGUGCCUCACGACUGGAAUCGCGACGUCUUUUCGGGUUUCUGUGCACGAAAAAAGUGGAGAAACACUUGAAACUCCACGUCCAUCCAAACAACAUGGGCCCUUCGGAUAUCAGUAACUUGGUUCGCCUGGCUGCUGCAAAGAAAGUGAAUGACGGCGCCCUCUGGUCAGCGAUUAAACGGCGUGUAGAAUUUCUCAAGCCCGUCCUGUCUCCGAAAGCUAUUGCGCUCAUUGCCAAUGGAUUUGCGCGCGCGCAGAAGAGAGACUUCGACCUCUUCUUGGGCCUCGCCGAACAGAGUGUCCAGCGUCUGGAGGAUUUCGAGACGCAUGACGCCGCGCUCUUUUUGAACGCUUUGGCGCGUCUGGAGCUUCAGUACUCGCAGCUGCUGGAUCUGUUCGCCAGACACCUUCAAGAAAAAGACUCCCGCCUGGUGUACGAGGAACAGCACUUGGCGCUGAUCAUCAACGCCUAUGCAAAGUUGUGUCCGCCCGGGAGCUUUCCAGCCCUCUUCGUUACUUUAGGCCGACGCGCCCAGCGACAGGCCGCGGAGUUCACUCCUCAAGGUCUCGCCAACGUCGUCAACGGGUAUUAUCGCCUGGGCCAUAGAGACGAUGCGUUGAUGGCAGCUCUGGCUCCCGAAGUGCUUCGGCAGGCCGGCCGGCUGGAAGCGCAGCACGUCGCCAACAUCCUGCAAGGCUUCGCGUGGCACAGAGGCCUCCUGGGCACAGGGUCGACUACUUCUGCGGCAAGGCGGCAGAUGAGUCCCCACGACGAGGUUCUCAGCACACUGGCGCAGCUAAUCCCUCGUCUGCAGCAGCGCCUGGGACCCGUAGAAGUGGCCGCGUGUGCAAGCGCACUGGCCUCAGCCGCAAUCGAGGAUCGGGCAGCUGUGAAGGCGCUGAGCAACGUCAUCACCGAGCUAUGCGACUCCUUCCGGCCUGAUCAGCUGGCUUUGGCCUUGUAUUCGCUCAGUAAAGUCAAGCACGUUCCUCCAGACUAUCUGCAACGCCUAACGCCGGCGAUUACGCGCCGUCUCAACCAGUUCGACGAUCAGUCGCUCGUGAUGCUUCUGCAGGCGUGUAGCAGGGCACGCCUGCCCGACAGGUCUCUGUUUGAGUCUCUGAGCAAGCGACUAGAACCGCAGUUCAUAAAGCAGCUUCCGCUGCAAGCCGUGGUCAUGACGCUCUACGCGCUGGCCUCGGUCGGUCUGCGAUCCCCAGUGACGGAGGCGCUCUUGGAUCGAUUUGUCGACUCAGCCUGCCCCACUGAAGACUCCUCCAAUUCGAUGCGCGCUUGGCGCGAAGCCGCGUCCAACACACUCCCCCGCUGUGGAUUAUCAAAUUCCGCAGAUGCACACGUGUCUGUCUCCGCUGGACACCUCCGCGUGGAUGGAGACUUGGCACACUCCGCACCGCAGUCAGCUACCCAUCGUUCGACUGGGGAUCGCUCACCCGAGCGAGCGGAAGCCGGAGAAAACCAGUCUACUGGGGAAGGCUCCGCAGAUAUCGCGCCUUCUGUCUCAGACGGCCUCAGCACUCGCGGGAGCGCUGCGUGGCCGGCGCCGCCGUCGCUGUCUGGGGACAGUGCGAGCGAGUCUGCACGAGAACGCCCCGCCUCUGUCGUACCGACGUCCUCGCUUCCCAUUGCAUACGCAGGGAGCGUCAUGAUGUCUCUUCUCAAACUUAAUGCUGGCGACCGCGCUGAUAUUCUCCGACUUGUCGCAGAUGUAGUGGCUGGCGCCCCAGUGGGAUCUCUCACUCCGCAGCAACUCACCAACGUCGCUCACUGCUUCGCGCACUUCGCCUCUCCCGCCGCACCCGACGGCGCCCGCGUCGCCAGUCUAGGCAAAGCGGACGGAGUCAAAACACCCUUCCUUCCCGCGCCCUUGUGCCUCGACGUCCUCGUUGCUCACGCCCUCUCGCAGUUGGCGCAGUUCUCCCCACAGCUGCUGGGCAGCCUGUCGCUAUCCUUGACCACUCUCUCGCGGCAGCUGCCCGCGGUCAAGGAUGCCACUGAGAAAUGGUUCGACGCUGUGGAGCGCGAGAGACUCCCGCUCGCCCUCGACCGCAGCUCGCCUCACGUGGUGACGUCCUUCUUCGCGGCCUCAGCGACGCUCCGACGGCCGCCUCCUCCGGAGACGCUUGGACCUCUGGUUGGAAAGAUCACGCUCUUUCUGCAUAAGCUGAACACAGCGUCCUUUCUUCAAAUUCUGGCGUCUACGGCAGCUCUGCUAGACGCUGUUGUCGCGGCAGACCUGCGGUGUCGGCAGGACGGCUUCUUGGCGGCCUCCCACGGCCUCCUCUCGUCGCCGCACGCCGGUGCGUCUCUGGCGCCGCCACAGAUGCUGCAAGUCCAGCAGGCGUUCCUGACAGAUUUGCUGACAGCUCUGCAGGAGCAGCUGCUGAACCGCGUCGCGUCUAUCGAUACAGCCGCGCUGUUCGCGACUGCGCAGAUUCUCGCCGCUCUCCCGCCGCGGGCGUUGAGGCACUUUGCCGGUAGGAGCGCCACUCCAGGCCUUGGACUGGCUGGGGCGGCGGGCACCUCAGCGCCCUCAUCCUCUACAUCGCCGUACGUCUCAGUUUCCGGUGGCGCUGUUGCAGAGGACUCCCCGGGAUGUCCGUCGUGGCCGUUCUCGUCAGUCUCCCUCCGCAUGUUCCAGCCGUUCGAUCUCCUUACGCCCCAGUCUCUCAAUUUCCUGCAAGCGCGUGCAGUGCCUUUUCCGUCCCCUUGCCAAGAGGCGGAAACCAUGUUAGACUACUGGCGACAGCGCGUGCGAGAGGCUUCUCCGCGCGACGCAGUCGCCUCUCUCUCCGUUGAAGGCGGCGGCGCGGGCGUCAGUCCUGCCCACAAAGGCGCGCCGGCAGGCAACAUGCUCGUGCGAGAGGCAACAGGCAACUGUCUGCGCCGCCCUGCGAAAUCUGACGACGCCGGGAGAGGCGAGCAAAUGGCACAGUCGACAAGCAGUCUCCACAGAUUCAGCAGAGCCGCUGAUUUCCUCGUGAAUGAGCAGAAGUUCUGGCAGCUGGCGGCGGAAGAUGAGCGAGCACGGACCCCAGGCAGGGCGAGUCUUGGACGGGGGCACGAAGAGGCACUCGACCUGACCCCGAGAGACCUUGUUGGACGUCUUCUGCGGUAUUCGGCGACCAAGAAGCGCCUGGCUGUGCGCAGCGCGCAGGAGCGGGAAGGCGCGGGCGCGCCUUCAGCUGCAGCUGACGCAGCGAGCCUGACGCUGCCGGGAGCGGCAGGGGUUGAGGCAGCUUUGGGAUUCGUUUCAACGGUCUUGGCUAACAUCGUUUCGACUAUUCGGCGCUACGGCGCCCUUUUCCACCCUCUGCUCCUGGCGGCAGCGACGCGUGCAGCUGGAGAAGCAAAUGUGCAGGACCCGAUGUUCUACUCGAUGGCAGUUUCUCGCAUUUCUUCAAUGGGCUCCGCCGACUACACCGCGUCUCCGACUCCCGCGACGGCCGAUUCCUCAGUAGAGGGAAGUCGAGGUUCAAGCGGCUCCGCCACAGAUCCGCCAGCGCUGCCCGCGUUAGCCCUGGUUGACUUUUUCGAGGGCCUCGCGGAUGCAUCCUACAAGCUGGCAGGCGAAAGUGCUGGUCUUCGCGCUCUCCUCGCCGCGUCUCUCGACCGAAUUGCCUCCAGCCCGUCUCUCUCCGCCCGCGUUCUGUCCUCUCUCCGCCGCCUCGAUGUCCUCGAAGAGACUGUCCUGCUUCGCAUUCUCGGUUGCCAGACGCUCCUCCUCCAGCGGCGCUUGGCGCAGCUUCGCGCUUCGCUUCUCGAUUUGCCAUUCCGGCCGUCGUCUUCCUCGUCACCGCCUCCUGAGGCGUCGUGCUUAACUCUUGAACCGUUCUUGAAAGUUUUCUCCGCUCCUGUCUUCACGCCAGCAGCGGCCAGGCACCUCGCGCGGCUCGAACCCGCUUCGGUCCGCAUGCGGAGGGGGCAUCCGCUCCGCCGCGACCGCGGUGACUCGGCAUCUCGAAACGUUAGCAAAAUUGAAGGAGGAGGAGAUGCAUCUGACAACGCAGGCGGGCGCGACGGGGCAGCUUCUACGCUGGCGGCACUCCGGGGAAAUGACUCCGCGGCUGUCGCCCCUGCAGACGCGUAUAUUUCGAGCGUCGAUUUCCUCGCUGCACUUCUUUCGUGGGUGCACCUUGCCUGCGAAGACGGUGCGGUUGACGUGAUUCAGGAUGUCCAAGGAAGCCCUGGAAUAAUGAGUGGGUGUGUGCGCCCGCCCACGCGGCCCUCGAGUGGGGAGUUAGCUGUGGAGGAUUCCUCUUUCUCUGUGUGUCAACGAGCCCGAAGAACAGGUUCUGAGGCGUCUUCGCCUCCUCUCCUUGGGCAGGCUGCCUCCGCCUUCGAGGGCACUUCUGCCUCUGGAGCGUUGCCUCACUCUGUGCGCAUCGUUCUCUCAGCAUCUCCGUUGGUCGAUACUAUGCAGGCUCUCGCGGCGCUGCCAGCUGCGGCCGUCUCGCCUCUGCAUUUCCACGGUGCCGCUUCCUGCGGCGAACUCCUGCUCAGGGCUUCCUACUUCACGUGGCCUGCGUCCUCCGGCGCGGCCGAAGGGAGUCCCCCGUCCCACUUGUCUACGCUAGCCACAGGCCUGCGCGCCCUGGGUCAGCUGGCGGCUCUCCCUGCAGUGCAGACGCACGUCCUCCAGCCCAGCGGCGCGGGUGCAGCGCCGCUGGCGAGUCACCGGAAGGAGUUCAUGGGGGACAAAGCAUCGCCGGCAGCUGUGCGCGUUUCUCACUGUAGGUCGGACAUCGCCUGUUUAGUCCGAGCGGCGCUGAAGUGCCCAAAGGACGAAGUAGCCGAGGCCGAAGCAAGGGCAGCAAACGUCCAAUUUGCAAAGUCUCUGAGACCGCAGCUGAACCUCCUCGAGUAUCUGUGCGCGUCGAGGGCGUUUCCCCGCGCUUCAGACCAGAGGACGGCCAGCUCCAGCGAUGACGCGCGCGUGCAGCCACCGCUGCACCCGAAGACCGUGGAUGAAGGUGUCUCCGGAGUGACGCAGACUCCAAAUGCCAGCCGAGUGGAAGACUCAGCGCCAUCGUGUGGGAAGUUCUGUAUCGACGAGGAAGCGUGGAACACUCUCGAGCACAACGGAAUUAUUCGCCUCCGCGGUGCCGGCGACAAGCUGCUUAUGAAGAUAGAGGAGCUGAUGCAGACUUCCAACCGGGCAAAACGAGUGCCGAAGCUCUCGGACUCUAUCAGCGUAGCCUUCUGGUGCUGCAUGCGUCUCCUGAGUUUCUCCAAUUUAGACAGCCGACGCUGGCAUAAAGUGCCCAGCAUGCAAGGAGAGCUUCCGGCAGGUCGCGAGACAGAGCUUGCGUCGGCGGAGGCAGAGGAGCGGUGCAGAGUGGUACUGACAAGGACGCUGCUGGCCCUGGGAGCAGUUGUGGAUAAAGGACGAGCAGGCACGAGAAUGCAGUAUCUCGGCGCUGAUGAGAGAGAGCGGGUGCUUCUCAUGAUCCGAGGCGAAGACCGCAAGCUCUUGACGAUCGUUCAUUCGUUCCUUCGCCUAGAUGAGGCGCAUCUCUACGCGGACCUGCCUCCGCAUGUGCGAAGCAUCCUGGAAGCCAUCUCCACCUCGGGAGCGCGGCAGUAG